AUGUCAACCAAGGUACUCUCACAGGAGCUGCAGUGUGCCGUUUGUGAAGCACUUCUAGGAACCACCAAUGGCGAUAAAGCAGACUGCGACACCGGAGACAUCAUGAUCUACCUAGGCUACAUACAUGGACAACUGACACGGAAACAUGAGACAGCGUUUUCUCGCCUGUUUCAUGCAGAUUUCCGAAAUGACGCAGCGUUCGCGGAACGAGUAUUGUGGACUCUGGCUGAAGUGGCCUCCCUGCUCCAAUCCAACGUAUCGACACUCAUCAACGACGUUGCCCUAGCUAGGAACUGGCGCUGCGCUGCUGAAGAAGGCCAUCCUUUCAACGCGCUCACGGACUUCCUUGAGCUUCUGUCUAAUGCGGCUUGGCAUUUUCGCGAAACAGGUGACUUUACCAGUGCAAUGGAGCUGGUUGACAUUGGUUUGGAAGCGGCCGGGUCCGACCAUAAGAUCAUUACAGCACAUCUACUGAACACAUCGGGGGUGGUCAAAGAGCUUACAUACCAGUACUCUUCAUCUCGAAAAGUACUCGAGGAAUGUCUCAAUAUUCGCAUAGUGGCACUGGGAAGUGCGCACCUGGAAACCACUGGCGUCAAGAUGAACCUGGCAUCAAUCGUCGCGGCACAAGGUCACGCGCUAUCGAGCUGCUUCGGAAACCUCAACCUUGCUGAGAAUAAGCUCGAGGACGCGCGGGCUAACUACCAAUCCUGCUUGGACGCCUACACUGAGGACAUCCUUGAGAAGAACACCCAUAUGACAUGUGGCUGUUAUUAUAAGCCGUCCUUAACGGAGAUGCAGCUUGGGGAUCAAGACCGCGCUCUAGCCGACAGCGGACAUCUCGACGAUGCUAUGAAGGUGGCCCAGAAGGCAAAUUCUCAAGGCUACAUUGGCCGGAUUCUUAUGCUCAAGCUGGAGUUUGCUCGCGAGGACAAAUCCCACCGGCCCCAUUUGGGCGGCCCCGGAGAGAUCCAACUCAAGAUCAAAGCCGUCCAAAGCAGCCUGGAGGCUCAGUCGUCUGGUCUGGAGAUGCCCCAUUCACCUGAUAGGUUUUUCGAAUACUUUAUUCCUUGGCAGGCUCGGUACAUAUGUUGGGCGAUAGCUGUCCCGGGUACUUGGGGCAGUUUUCUCUAG
Messenger RNA from Fusarium vanettenii 77-13-4, 1134 nucleotides. RefSeq lists its product as uncharacterized. The record is from RefSeq and is a predicted model, not a curated record. The transcript has 6 exons. NCBI's taxonomy places the organism in Eukaryota, Fungi, Ascomycota, Sordariomycetes, Hypocreales, Nectriaceae. The coding region runs from base 1 to 1134 and encodes 377 amino acids. Gene Ontology annotation, molecular function: protein binding.